AUGCCUGCAACACAACGAUCCAGAAGUCUCUCUCAAAGCCCUGAGCCUUCAUCGAAUAAGAGCAGCAGUUGCUCUACACCACCAAAAAAGAGUAAAGCAAGCGCAAAGGACGCCGAGUGGUCUGAGGUAACAGACCCAGAAGAGAGAAGAAGGAUACAGAAUCGCAUUGCACAACGCAAGUUCCGUGGCAAAGUCAAGGAACAAAAAGAGAGAGCAGAGCGUGAAGCAAAAGACAAAGAACAUGCCGGCAACAGCUACCGCAUUCCCGAGCCAGACGACGUGGAUACAGAGCCAGAGCCAUCAGGUCUACCUUGGGGUAGUGUGAGCCUGAGCCACAUCGUCUCUCGAGGACAUGAGGCCGAAAGCCGUAAGAGUAGCGGACAGGGAACGCACCUAGAAGACAGCUUUGUCGCUAGAAAUUAUUCUUCGUCUUUCAGCUCUGAGGUGCGCCAGACUGCCAGUUAUAGCAGCGGCGGAGCCAACGAUAGCUACCUGGACGAGAAUACCUACGUCUAUGAUGGACCAGCUUUUGGCCACCCCUAUCCCAUCUUUCCAUGA
This is a messenger RNA of Trichoderma harzianum CBS 226.95, 558 nucleotides long. RefSeq lists its product as hypothetical. Lineage: Eukaryota; Fungi; Ascomycota; Sordariomycetes; Hypocreales; Hypocreaceae. Gene Ontology annotation, molecular function: DNA-binding transcription factor activity. The record is from RefSeq and is a predicted model, not a curated record. The coding region runs from base 1 to 558 and encodes 185 amino acids. The transcript is spliced from 2 exons. Gene Ontology annotation, biological process: regulation of DNA-templated transcription.